AUGACGCAGACCGAGGGGCAGAAAAAUGAAUUAAUGUGUCCGCUGGUGACCACACCAGGCGGCCAGCACUACGAGCCUAUGGUGCUCCGUGAUGUGACUGCGAUGAUGGAAAAAAUGCCCCCACUUCACAGAGGAGGUAAAGUGUGGCUGAACAAAUUUUUGGCUCUGAUGAGUGGGCAGAGCUGUACACUCGGUGACAUGCGUCAGACAUUGGCAGGAGCAUGCUCUCUAGUACAAUUGCAGGCGAUUGAGGAAGCAGCAGGCACAGCGAGACUGGGGAGGGAGGUGCCCUUGCCACAAGUAGCAGCGCCCCUGUUUGAAAACAUUAAAUUGACUUUCCCACAACCCACCGAUCUGGCCCCCACUAUGUUUCCUUAUGAUGUGAAAAUGUCACCAGCACAGCAUUAUGUAACAUGUGUGGAAAGUUGGAUUGAAACUACAGGUCGUCAUCCGGCUCUCUCGCCCGAGGCAGAGGUGCUCUUCCGGACGGCGCUAGUGGAUGGACUUCCGCCAGACGUGAAGCAGCAGCUGAUGUCAGACCCUGACAUUCUGGUUUGUGCCGAAGCACGAUUUAAACGUCAUCUUUUGUAUCACUGCAGAACGUUCACUGAGUCACAAGCUAAAGUUGAGAACGAGACAGACGCAUUAUCAAAACAGUUGCUGAAAUUACAAUUGGCAAAGAUGCAUGGUGAAGCUAAACAGUCAAAAUCACAGAAAAAGGAUUUGUUUGAAGAAAUUGAAGGGCACAUGUGGGAUUUAACUUCAUCAUGCAUUUUGAUUGGUAAAGAGGGAGUUGCAGCAGCUACUGAAUUAACACCUGAACAAAUGCAGUGGUUCAAAAUGACAGAAAAAGGGGUACCACACAUUUCGCUAGCUCUUGCCCCAGGUCAUGAAGCCAGACAAUUGGGCUCAAUGGUCAAACAUUUGUUGCUGCAAACCGACUGGCGGAAAACACACAUCCCUAAUUUGUAUUGGUCAGAGUCUCAGAAAGCUUACCAAAUUAAACAACCCAUGGUAGACUCAGGGCUGCUGGAGAUGAUGUUGGUAUCUCGCACACAUGGCAGGGAAUUAACUGAUCAUGAGGACGCUGAAGUAAUGCUCGCGGCCUUGCCCGACACCUUGUGGUCCCAAGGUCCAUUUGAUGUCGGGUUUUGUCACUCGAUGGCCCCUAUUGAUCUCCAAAUGGAUGAGACGCAGCCUAUCAAACGACCCCAAUAUCGUUGGCCGAGUGAGGCGGACCAAGGCAUGGAAGACACUCUGUGCGGCCUCUGGGACGCAGGGGUGUUGGAAGUGUCAUGCUCCGAAUGGAACACCCCGUUAAGGCCAGUCCAAAAAGCAGAUGGGAAAACAUGGCGCAUGGCACAUGAUUUGAGAGCAGUAAAUGAUGUCACUAUAACUCCUGUUCUUCCCGUGCCAGACCCGCACCGAAUCCUUGCAUCAUUGAACCCUGCCUAUCAGUGGUUCACCGUAAUUGAUUUGGCUAAUGCCUUCUUCUGCCUCCCGCUUUCCCCCUCAGUGCGGCACGUGUUCGCCUUCACUUACAAAGGGAUGAAAUUGCAAUACACACGCAUGCCGCAGGGAUUCAAAAAUUCGCCAGGAUUGUUCAAUCAGGUCCUCAAAGAACUCCUCGAACCAUGCCAAAUGCCGGAUGGCACAUUGUUGUUGCAAUAUGUCGAUGAUUUGUUGAUUGCAGCAAAAGACGAGCAGACGUGUCUUGAAGGAACAAAGAAAGUGUUGUUGUGGUUAGGGGAGAAAGGGUUCAAGGUGUCAAGAAAGAAACUGCAAUGCUGUCGCCAACAGGUCACUUUUCUGGGACGUGUGUUGACCCCUAGUGGCCUCGCCAUGUCGCCUGAACAUAGAAGCUCCAUCCUCCGACACCCACGGCCCGCCACCGUCCAGGAGAUGCUAUCAUUCCUGGGGUUGUGCGGCUACAGCAGACAUUACAUACCCUGUUUUGCUGACAAAACUGGUGUCCUACGGGCCCUGAUCCGCGAACAGGGGGCGAGGAAUCUCAGGGCUUGCCUGGUUUGGACACCGGAGGCUGCUGAGGUCUUUGUGUCACUGGUGCAGGAGCUGGCCUCUGCUGCGGCUUUGGCCACUCCUGACUACACUCUGCCCUUCCAUCUAGAUGUCUCUAUUUCAGGGAAAGUUGUGAAUGGAGCUCUGUACCAGAAAAUGCAGCAUGGACGUGCAGUGUUGAUGUAUUGCAGCGUCCCCUUGGACAACAUUGAGCAACGACAACCCGAUUGUUCCAGAUAUGCGGCUGGCCUGGCAAAGGUCUUACUCAAAACAGCCCACACGGUCAUGGGGCAUCCAGUUUAUGUGUUAACUGAUCAUGCAGUGUCUUCAUUUGUCGCAUCGGCGGCGUUCACGUUGACUCCACUGCGACAAACACGGUUGUUGAAAAUAUUGACUGCCCCAAAUGUCAACUAUGUCCAUUCCGGAGUGAACAUGGCCGAUCAAUUGUUGGUGGGACCCCAUGAGUGUGCAUCAAAGGUCCAGACGGUGGCGAAAGUCCGACCUGACCUCUAUUCGACUCCGCUCGGGCACGGUCGUGUGGUGUUCACAGAUGGCUGCUGCUGGAGAGACAGGAUGGGCUCCCUCCAUGCGGCCGCGGCUGCGGUCGAGUGGAGGGAUGGUUCCUUCCAGCCUCUUAAAGUGAUGAAGCUCAACACCCACCCAUCGGCCCAGGCGGCAGAAGUCUUUGCUCUGGUGUUAGCUUUACGACAAUGCAAGGGGGAAGCCGUGACCAUCUAUUCUGACUCCGCUUAUGCGGUGUCGGCGGCUUUACUCGAUCUGGUGGGGUGGCUGCAGAAUGGGUUCACGACGGCCAGGGGCUCGGAGAUUGCGCACAAGGAUUUGAUGUUGCAUUUGUUUGAGGCAUUGAAGUACCCGAGCGAGGUGGCCAUUGUCAAAGUGCCUGGUCACUCCAAAGCUGACACCUUAGUAGCUAGGGGGAAUCGAGCGGCUGAUGAAUUGGCCAAGCAGACGGCCGGACCUCUGGUUGUGGUGUGGUGA
This is a messenger RNA of Syngnathus acus (greater pipefish), 3018 nucleotides long. RefSeq lists its product as uncharacterized. The record is from RefSeq and is a predicted model, not a curated record. The transcript has 3 exons. Gene Ontology annotation, molecular function: RNA-DNA hybrid ribonuclease activity; nucleic acid binding. Bases 1 to 3018 code for a protein of 1005 amino acids. NCBI's taxonomy places the organism in Eukaryota, Metazoa, Chordata, Actinopteri, Syngnathiformes, Syngnathidae.